UCGAGUUCCAUGCCCCCGUUAACGGAAUAAGCUAAACACUUUUUCUAAAGCGAUUAGGGUUUGUGAAUCGAUGAUGGAUGGUUUAGGUAUGGGGAGCAGUAUGAAUCAAGCUCCUCGAAACGGUGAUCUUAACAAACUCGUAGCCAAUCCUACAGGUGAUUCGGUGUUUGAUGCAUCUCAGUAUGCGUUUUUCGGUAACGAUGUUGUGGAUGAGGUUGAGCUUGGUGGAUUGGAUGAGGAAGAUGAGAUUUUGUCUUUCAAUGGAUUAGCUGAUGAUGGCUUUUCGUUUGAUAAAGAAGAAGAGGUUGGAGAUUCUAGGCCUUUGUCUGAUGUUGAUGAUCUUGCUGCUACUUUUUCAAAGUUGAAUAGGGAUCCUGAUGUCUAUAGAAACACGGGACCAGUCACUGAUAAGAGAUCGAGCCAGAAUUCUUUGGUACCUGAGUGGGCUCAUGGGGAGGAGUUGCCAGAUUGGUAUGGCCAGCAGAAGCUAAAUUUGGGUGCCAUCAAAGAUGACAAGGCGUGGUCGGCAACACCUUUUUCUGCUUUGGAUCCUACAAGGACAACGCCGUAUCAUGAACCACAACGUCAGCUGUAUCAAAACCACAAUCAACAACAGUUUCCCAGUGAGCCGAUCGUUGUCCCGAAUUCAUCUUUUGUUUCAUAUCCUCCUCCUCCAGGCAGCAUCUCACCAGAUCAGCGCUUAGGACACUCAUAUCAUUCUGGUGGGUCUCAAAUGGGAUCGCCAAACUUUUCUCAGUUCCCAAAUUUGCAGCCUCAGCUGGCUGGCAUGCAUCAUGGGUCUCCCCAACGCUCUGGAAACAUGCCUCAGUUUCGUCCCGCUCUUCCUCCGAAUAAUCGUCCUCCGGGUCAAUGGAUGAAUCGUCAAAAUGUGCAUCCUGGUGAUAAUUCAGGGAUCAUGAAUAACGCGAUGCUACAGCAGCUACCUCAUCAUAACGGUUUGAUGCCCCCUCAGAUGCAGGGAUCUCAGAAUAGGUUACAGCAUCCAAUGCAGCCUCCUCACGGUCAUAUGCCAGGAAUGCAGCAGCCUCAGUUAUUCAGUCCCCACCUUUCUCGAUCAUCAUCUUCUGCAAGUUAUGAUGGCAUGCUUGGGUUUGUUGAUCCAAGGGAAUCAAGACCAGGUUCGGCUCAAGGCAACAGACAGAACGUGCGUUUUCAUCAACAAGGCUUUGAUGGUGGCUUUCAGAGGAGACAUAGUGGGUGGCCUCCAUACAGGUCUAAAUAUAUGUCAGCAGGCGAGUUAGAGAAUAUACUGAGAACGCAGCUUGUUGCUACACACAGCAAUGAUCCCUACGUUGAUGAUUACUACCAUCAAGCCUGUCUUGCUAAGAAAUCUGCAGGUGCGAAACUGAGACAUCAUUUCUGUCCAAACCAUUUGAGGGACCUCCAUCCACGGGCACGGACAAACAAUGAGCCACAUGCUUUUCUUCAGGUCGAUGCUCAUAGUCUUGGUAGAGUUCCUUUCUCUUCAAUCCGCAGGCCUCGUCCCCUUCUUGAAGUGGACCCUCCAAAUUCAACUAAACCUGGCAAUCCGGAGUCUAGGGCUACCGAUAAGCCCCUUGAUGAAGAGCCCAUGCUUGCAGCUAGAGUGUACAUUGAGGAUGGUCAUAAUAUUCUCCAUGAUGUUGAUGACAUAGAUCGUUUCUUGGAGUUUAGCCAACUCCCCGAUGGUGGAAACCAGUUGAAACAGAAACGGCAAGCUUUGCUGGAUACCCUUGCGGUUUCACUGCAGCUAGUUGAUCCCCUUGCCAAGAAUGGGCAAAGCCUGUCCCAAGAUGAUGUCAUCUUUCAAAGGAUUAUCUCUCUUCCAAAAGGUCGGAAACUACUUAUAAGGUAUCUUCAGCUUAUUUUCCCUGGCAGCGACCUGAUGAGGAUUGUUUGCAUGGCAAUUUUCCGUCAUCUGAGAUCUUUGUUUGGUGUCCUUUCAUCCGAUCCUGAUAUCGUCAAAACCACCAACAAGCUUGCAAACGUUGUAAACGUGUGCAUUCACAAGAUGGAUUUAGGACCCAUAAGCGCCUGUCUAGCAGCGGUUUCCUGUUCUUCUGAGCAGCCACCGCUCCGACCUUUAGGCAGUCCUGUCGGAGACGGAGCUUCCACGGUGCUGAAAUCUACACUCGACAGGGCUUCUGAGCUUCUCCGGGCUAAUAACUUCAACAACGCGGGCAUGGCUCUGUGGCGUGCUUCCUUCAACGAGUUCUUCAACCUUCUGAUGAGGUAUUGCAUCAGCAAAUACGACAGUAUCAUGCGGAGUUUGAACUCGCAGUUGCCACCUGAGUUAGCUAGUGAGAUAUCUGAUGCAGCUGCACAAGCCAUUGUCCGUGAAAUGCCCAUUGAGCUUCUACGUUCGAGUUUCCCCCACAUUGAUGAACAGCAAAAGAGAUUACUAAUGGAGUUUUUGAAACUAUCUAUGCUCGGAAGCAGCCAGAAAACCGAGCCAGUCUUGAAUUGAUAGUUAUAGAAUCAAGAGACCAUACCGUAAUGUCUGUAUAUGAGGCAUAAGAUGAUGCGGAAACAGUAAACAAGAAAGGUAGAGAGACUGUUUUUGUGUCUUUUAGGAGAAAAAAAAACAGCGAAGAAGUUUGGUCUCUGUACAGAGAAAAAGAAAGUCUUUAGCUCUGCAGGAACUUUGUAGCCAAGGCAUUAUGUGUUUUCUGUGUUAUGUCUAGUUCAUGUCAUUGUGGUUUUUUUUUAUAUUUUUGUUUUGAAACCUUCCUUCAUGUUUUUGAUGAUUUAUCUUUCCUCUUCUUUCUAUGUUUUACCAAAUAAACAUUUUGGGGGUUAUUAUGCUUUAGUAAUGAGUUAUA
Molecule: messenger RNA, 2822 nt
Organism: Eruca vesicaria subsp. sativa (arugula)
Lineage: Eukaryota; Viridiplantae; Streptophyta; Magnoliopsida; Brassicales; Brassicaceae
Source: the annotation of a GenBank genome assembly